UCAAGCAAAAGCCCGCCACAACCCUUAGGCUAACGGAGACCGAGGCAGCGAACCAGCGAAGGCUCCAAAAAAAGGAGAGGAAUACGAACGUUCGAGAGGACCAAGGCAAUGUAGGUUUCGGCUAUCCGUUCAGAUCGACACGCAGUUACCUGAACAACACGGUCGAACCAGCAACAACAACUAACUGAAGAAGUAACUGAGGCUGAGUAGAUCUACCUCAGCGAGUCGACUUGACCGGCGAUUUGGCCACGGAUUCGGCGCUUUCAAUUGACUCAGACGCGUCUUGUAAACAGAAGCAUGCGAAAAUGAUGAGGAUAACGGAAGAUGAGUGUGACACAUGCGGACACGCUGGCUGAGCAACGGUGAAAAAAGACCGACUGUCGUAAAGGAUAGAGAUUGCGACAUCCCGUUUGGUCAGUAGCCGGGCGUCCAACAUGUUGUAUUGGUGUGUCGUGCGAUCAAUGCAGUAGGCGUUUAUAGUGGUUGAAUUUCACGGUCCAAGACUUUGUGGUAACAAUCAGAUGAGUUCGAUCUAGGAUAAAAAAAAAAAGAUUUCAACGAAGGAUAAGCGUCGAGUUUGAUAACUAGUCAGUUUUCUCCGUUGAGACAGAAAAUAGAAAACUUUCGAAGCAAGUGUGGCUGUCAAUAGUAGUAACAACAAAACAAACGGCAACAAACUGUACCGAGCUCGAGGAAUGACGCUAAGCAAGGCGCUAUAGAACUGUAUAAAAUCUCUGUAUAGUAUAAAUCUGUAUAUUAUAUAGUAUGUAAAGAACUACUGCGGUGUUCAAAUUGAAGGCUAAAAGUCCAACACUGACCGGUUCAUUGAACCGCUUUUCCCGUAAUGCUCUGUUUGAUAUGAUGUGCAGCGUGGGAACGACGUGACUGGCCUUGCGUGUGACAGGGAUGAGAAGUCCCCAUACGACCAAGGUGGCGCCACAGUCUACUUGGUAUAGACCGUACCGUUAAAGCAAGCGUAUGAACCUGAAUGAAAUCAACCUCAUUACGAACUCCAAUUUCGGCGGGAAUGUCGCCAUCUGAAGAUUAAGUUGUAGUGAAAAAAAAAAAAGAAGGCUGUACAUCACAAAAGGCAAAAUAUUUAUUGGACUAGUUGAGCAGUCUAGGGGCUCAGUAAUAUCAGAGGGGCAAAAAGCAAGCACACUCUAAUAGCUUUUACUCGACACAGUUCUUAAGGCGUGUUAUUAGAAAGAACUGCCACUGUACUUAGUAACCUGUACAGAAGGAAAAAUACUUCUCAUAGAUUACUCUAUGUUUAUAUUCCUAGGGCGACAUCUCGAGAACCUGCUGAUCGAUUUGAUUCAGGCGAAUAUUUUCAACAGCAUCCGUGAGUUGUCGGUCAGCCAAUCUGUCCUAUUAAACUCGCAUUCUACUCAACCUCGAAGGUGUAUCCUUCCGCAAAGUUCGGGACAUCGUUUCGCACCAGUGCGUUACUCGUAUCUGGGAAAUACGUGAUACGGGCCAUCACGCUGUCGGUUUGUUUCAGUAACAUUUGUUAGCUAAAAGAACGUUAUUGUCGUAAAACAUUGCCUCUACGGGUUGACUACUGACUUUUUUGUGCUGUCUCGUAGAUCGACUGAUUGGACUAUAUGGAAACAAAACUGUAUUUAUUACAGCUGCAACGAUAGUCUGUGUUGCUGCUAUCAUUGCAUUUCGUUUGUGUGUAACUUCAACCAUAAUAGGCUCUGCAUGUGCCGCGUUUGAUCGUUCAGGCAACUUGUGUCUGCCAGAAAAAGAGUUCAUAUAGCUAUUGUGGUUGCUUGAUCAGUCGUGUCUUUCUGGCACGUUGUGCGAGCGAAAAAACCGAGUACUGGCUGCGGCUGUCAACGUGAUAAUUGAGACGGACGCACAGUGACACGCCCGGCGUGCGCAGACACAGAAGAGGGGUACUAUCCAGCAUAAAGAGGUAACGGAGGAAAGAAGAACCUUGGUAGCUAGUUUGUGAAAACAAGCGGAACUCUCCCUCUUUUACCGGGUCCGCAGCAACGUCAGCGUCAUGACAGGAGGAUGGGAUUCAGUGUCUACAGGCAUAGGGAAAGCAGUUCAGCACCUUAACGUUUGAAAUCCACCAGAAACGAAAGCUUACGAAUUGAGGUUGAAACUAACACCGACACGGGAGCGCGGAAAGACGAGAAGGUCUUUAAUCGAGCGCCUACGACACUCGUAUCGUAGAGCUCGGCCUAUUGAGCGCCCGUGCGAAAACUCUGCCGUUAUAACAUCAAAGGUCUUUAUGGAUAGUAAACGGCAACUGAGAACAGGACGGGACGGAGGAAGCCUUCAAUUGCAAUUAUUUUGUAUUGGGAUAGCUGCAACGCUAAUCUGCAAUUCUACAGGCUGUUCCUACCAGCAAAUUGCCCGUUGCACAGAGCCCGUUCAGAAGGAACUGGGCAGUGACCGGUUGAGUCUCGCAUCUACUCUGCAGGAUCUUCGGCUCUAUUGCAGCCGCAUGGCUACAGCGCACAGUUGCAUCGAAGAGGAGAUCAGCAAGUGCUCGCAACAGGUACAAGAUAAUUACCGCAAGGCCAUAAAGGCUGAAACUACUGUUAUAGAAGAAGUUUGCACUCCAGGGGAGGCGCAAGAUGAGGAUCUGUACAUCCAUAUCUCUGAUGACUACAACAGCCUGCCGCGUCAGUAUCUGCAACAUGCGCCGUGCUUCAAAGCGAUGCUUCUCGAAGGUGGAGCCUGUCACGACCCGUACGCUCGGUUAAAAGCUGUCACAGUCGCCCUGGACCCCCCAUCUGGACAUCGCCAACAACAGGAUGAGUCAACGGCGCCGUACAGUGACGGCAAGAAUUCUGCUAAACGUCAGGGACCUGCCAACGUCGGACAAAAACACUACCUGAUUACUAAUCAGAUUAUCGCUGACAUGUGUUGUGAAUAUCAUGCACUACACGCGUGUUAUAUGGCAAAUACCGAGGUAGCAUGCGGAGCUAAAGCUUUAGAAGUCUCUCUACAGUCGCUCAACAAGCUCAACGGAGGAAUGCAGGAUAGCUGCGCUAAGGUCAAACGACAUUGUGCAGGUCAUGUCGUCAGCUCUUCAGCCUCAGGAUCGGGUGGCCAAAACAUUUUGAAGACUAUCUACAAUCUUCUGUCUCAACUUCCUACCAUUUUGUGGUAACGGUCUGCGUUAUGGAACGAACUGAGUGAAGCCUGCUCACAGCUGCAACGUCGAUAAUGCUCUAAGUUUCGUGUGCUAAAUUCACAUGACGCAACGUAAUCUUUGUUGGAAUUCGAGCGACAAAAGCUUCUGUUCGAAGUCCAGAAGGGUUGGUGAGCGUUGAAAUAAAGCCGUCAUUAUUUUUCAGUCCCUUGAACUUCAGAUCCAGUGGGCGUCUAAUUAUCGUAAUAUGCUUAGGUUAUAUUUUCCCCUUAUUUUUCUAACAUGUACUAGAGCUAUGCUGCAAUGUUCUUUGUGUAGCAUUCUACAAUGAUUCUAUAGUAGUGUCCCCAGGAUGUACUCAAUCCCCUUUCUGAACACAGCUGUGAUUGUUUGUUAUACGAAGUUAUAGUGCCGUAUCUUAGAUAUCUGCUAAUCUAGAAGAAAAGACAGUUCACCUAGAUCGGAUCCUGUAUGUUAAAUCAGGAACUUUAGACGCCAAAUUAAGCGCUGUAGUGAUCGGUAUACCUCGAAGCCUUUGUCCUUUUUUCGGCCGAAAAACUUCAUUUAAACGUUCAUUUAAACGGUUAAAGGGUUCAUUUAAACGUUUUGUGAACGUAUACUAUGCAUCGAAGGCUGACUCAUCAAUCAAUCGAUCACCCACCCACAAAUGGAAUGAGUUAGUGUUGGUUGGAGCCCGGCGUCCGAAGCAGUGCUUAACUGUGCUCGUACGGGACGUAAAUGAAAAAACGUUAAUCUUAGAUAAAUUAAAAGAGGGUAACCGAGUAAGCAAGAUGUGAUAGAUUAUCGCUUGAGCCGCCGCGGAACUGAUGUGUAUUAACGGACGAAGUUCAGUGCUGUGUAUUAAAGAGAACUACCCAAAGUUAGCCAGUAACAAGGUGUACCGUAUGACUGACCAUGGUAACCUGUAAUUACCGCAUUAUUAUUUCAAAUUACAAUCGUUUUACUGGUUUUUUUUUCAAGAAAAUAUAUCUGCAAAUGUUAGGUUAGAUGCUAAAUGCGAUUCAGUAGUAAAGUGUGUACCAUGAACAUUAUGAUGCCGCUUGAUCGUAAGUUGUACUAUAUAUAUAUAUAUAUAUAUAUAAAUCAAAAAUAAAAACAGUUAGUCACGUAACCGUGUAAAUAGAACAUGCAAUAUACAUAAAGCAAACUCAAAUUAUAAACCAAAUCGAGCUCGAUAAUAAUCAUAAUCCUAAGUGGUAAUUACCAUUAUAUAUAGUAUAGUAUAGUAUAGUAGCGGUUUUGCGUAGCACACGCUUGUUGAUACGCUUUUGUUGGCUACAUGCUCGUGAAGGAUGCAUCGAAGUAUAAUGCGUUCUCGCUGAGACACGUACGAGAAAGAACAAUUUCUUUCUCCUUAGUUAUUUUUCUAUCAAUGAAAUGAUGCAGAGCCUUUGCGUCUUCCUUGCGCGUACUCCGUUCACUAGAAAUGCGUGUCAGCUGUGACAAUGCCAACAGUAGUAACAAUAACCCCAGUCGUUGCGCGGUCCUAUUCAACAAUGCGUGUGUUACCGAACACAACGAGGCCAUAACAUCUGGAAGAAGUCCUGUUCAGCUACAUGAUUCUGAGUUUAAAGUUCAGCUAGAUUAACUUAUAUUGUAAUAGUUGUAAUUAAAAUAGGUGAAAUAAAUAUAUGUUAUAUAGUGUGU
Varroa destructor (honeybee mite) is the source of this 4786-nucleotide messenger RNA. RefSeq lists its product as uncharacterized. The record is from RefSeq and is a predicted model, not a curated record. NCBI's taxonomy places the organism in Eukaryota, Metazoa, Arthropoda, Arachnida, Mesostigmata, Varroidae.